UGGGACCGUCAUUCCGCCGCAAAAACCAAAACCAAAUAUAACAAAAUAAAGAGAAAACGUGUAGGAAAAACGUAGCAAAGCGAAGGCUGCGUUGGCGUGAGAUUUGAUUUCGAGAGACCGACAGCAACCGACCAACAACAAAAUAUUCAAAUUGUCGACCGUUUGGAUUCGUUUCGUGCGUUUCGUGUGUGUGUGUGGGUGUUCCGUUCAAGUCACAAAAAUAUUUGAUAUUCGCUUUAUGCUCCAAAAAUGAAUUUUAUGAGCAUUAAAACAAAGUUUAAAAUAUAUGAAAAUCAAGUGAAAGACAACAAACAUCAAACGAAAAGCAGCAAAAGUGCAAGAAAUUAAGUAAAAAAAAAAAAAAGAAAUAUAAGAAAUAAGAACGAAGAAAACAUUUGGAUUAAAAACGCAUUUUGGAUAACAUACAAAAAAAAAGAAGUAGCAGCAGCAGCAGAAAAAAAAGCAUAAGAAAAAACAAAGUGAAAAAUCUUGGAUUUAAAACAAAUACAAAAAUGGAUAGCACAACAGAAACCAAAAUGCAAGUGGCAGAUGCCACGCCCAUAAAGGCGGAGAAGGCGGAGACCAUCAUUGACAUUCCCACUGCCGUUACUGCCUGCCAAUCUUCAUCAUCGUCCUCGUCUGCGUCCUCCUCCUAUGACACGGACUGUAGCACGGCCAGCAGUACCUGCUGCACGCGACAGGGCGAACACAUCUACAUGCAACGCGAGGCAAUGACCAUGCCCAUGUCCUGCCCUGCUGCUGCCACACCGUUGGAUGCAUCUGGGGAUGAUAUGAGUCUGCUGAAGUACGAGCAUCGCAAGCACUGGCCCUGGUUUAUCCUCGUAAUCUCCAUCAUUGAGAUUGCAAUCUUUGCCUAUGAUCGCUAUACCAUGCCUGCCCAGAAUUUCGGUCUUCCCGUGCCGAUUCCCAGCGAUUCGGUGCUUGUGUAUCGACCCGAUCGUCGCCUCCAGGUGUGGCGCUUCUUCAGCUACAUGUUCCUGCAUGCGAAUUGGUUCCAUUUGGGUUUCAACAUCAUCAUUCAGCUGUUCUUUGGCAUUCCCCUGGAGGUGAUGCAUGGCACGGCGCGCAUUGGUGUCAUCUAUCUGGCCGGCGUCUUUGCGGGCUCCCUUGGAACGAGUGUCGUCGAUUCGGAGGUGUUUCUUGUGGGCGCCAGUGGUGGAGUCUACGCACUGUUGGCCGCCCAUUUGGCCAAUAUCACUCUGAACUAUGCGCACAUGAAGUCUGCGUCCACACAACUCGGUUCGGUGGUUAUUUUUGUUUCCUGCGAUUUGGGUUAUGCUCUCUACACGCAAUACUUUGAUGGCGGCGAUGCCACAUCCUCGGCAUCCGCGGCCUUCGCCAAGGGACCACAGGUCUCGUACAUUGCUCAUCUAACGGGCGCUCUGGCAGGGCUCACCAUUGGCUUUCUGGUGCUCAAGAAUUUUGGGCAUCGGGAGUACGAGCAGCUCAUCUGGUGGCUGGCCCUCGGCGUCUACUGUGCCUUCACCGUCUUUGCGAUUGUGUUCAAUCUGAUCAACACCGUUACCGCACAGCUGAUGGAGGAGCAGGGAGAGGUCAUUACACAGCAUCUGCUGCACGACUUGGGUGUGUCCUAAGCAGCAAAGGGACUGGAGUGUGGUUGGGUUGGAUCAUCAACAUCAUCAGCGGAUCCUUAGCAGAGAGACCUAUAGACACAAGCGAAGGUAGAGAGAAAGAAAAGAGAGUGCUCCAGAUUGAGAGAGAGAGAACAGAGAAAGAGAAAAAAAGUUCACUCAACGAUUUUUAGUUCAAAACUAAAUUCGAAAUUCGUUUGAAUUUUCAACCUUUUUUUCGGUUCGUUAUCGAUUUUCAAUUAUAGUUAAUCGUUAUCGAUAUACACUCUUUGUUAAUCGUUAUCGUUUUCUAGUUACCGUUAAAGGUCAACCCAUUGGCUUGUUUCAUUUUCCGCCUUUCAUUUUCACAUAUUAAAAACAAAACAAAAAAACUUCGAAAACAGAAAAAAUUAAUAACAAAAGAAAAAGAAAAACCGAAAGCCGAAAAACGUGUAAACAAAAUGUUGUGAUAGAACCAAAGACUGAAUUUAUUUUGCGUGUAAAAAUACAAAAACUAAAACAAAAGAAGAAAAUGGCAGAGAGAAAAAACCAACCAGGAAAACAAGAGGAAAAUCCCAGGCAGCGCCUCUCGCUCUAUAAAGCAAUUAUCAAAAUGGAAUGGAAAUGUUUUUUUCACUUAAUUUUAUUUUGUUUCUUCGCUUAAAUGGUUGUUCUAAAUUAUGUAUUUAUUGGCGCCCCCCACAUGCUAUAUAAUUCUACUGUAAUUUAGGAUUUUUCAAUGAAUGACAGCAACAAGAAGAAAAAAAUCACGAUUGCUGUAGAGAUCUAGAAAUGUAUAGAAAUCACCUAACAAAUUGUAAAUAAUAUUAAGUCCGCACACUAGUCAAAACAGAAGAUAGGAGAUAGAAAAUAAAUGAUAGAUAGAUACAAGAUAUAGUAGGGGGAAAUGAAAAUUCACUGAAAUGAAAAGAAAAAUAUUUAUUAUAAGUAAUCCCCCCCCCC
Messenger RNA from Drosophila obscura, 2555 nucleotides. RefSeq names its product protein rhomboid. Gene Ontology annotation, molecular function: serine-type endopeptidase activity. NCBI's taxonomy places the organism in Eukaryota, Metazoa, Arthropoda, Insecta, Diptera, Drosophilidae. Gene Ontology annotation, cellular component: membrane. The transcript is spliced from 4 exons. The record is from RefSeq and is a predicted model, not a curated record. The coding region runs from base 513 to 1616 and encodes 367 amino acids.